Molecule: messenger RNA, 873 nt
Organism: Manihot esculenta (cassava)
Lineage: Eukaryota; Viridiplantae; Streptophyta; Magnoliopsida; Malpighiales; Euphorbiaceae
Exons: 4
Coding region: 1-873 (290 amino acids)
Molecular function (GO): nucleic acid binding; RNA-DNA hybrid ribonuclease activity
Source: RefSeq, a predicted model, not a curated record
AUGAAGAAGAAGGGCCGGCGGCAAUGGCAUGCGGCUGCUGGUGUAGUUUCUGUCGAUGAUGGAGCUCCCCACUUGCUGAUUCCCUUACGUACUAAACUUUCAAUCUUUCUUUGGAUGUUGUUGAGAAAUCGCCUGCCUAUUAAUGAUCUCCUUUAUCGUCGGCUUCCCCAUAUUUAUCCUCCUUGUAAAUGGUGUGGUGAAAUAGAAACUGUCAUGCAUCUUUUCUUCCUAUGCCCCAAAGCUAUUGCGGUAUGGAUCAAUUCUCCUUUACGUCUACGCUCUAGUCUUUUCGAUCCCGUGGAUAUUAUCUCCUACUGGUCUACAAUUGUCUCCUUUUUCGAUAACCAGCGUCAGAAAAGUAGAAAUGCUUUUCUCUUUAGUGACCUAAGGGAGUUAGCUUCCUCCAUCAUCUCAGCAGCUCCUAAGUACUAUAAGGAUUUUAAUGAAGCUAAUGUUGUGCAACAUCCUGCUCCCAGUUUACCAGUGUUUAUCCAAUGGCACCCUCCCCCUCAUGGUGUCGUUAAGUUUAAUUUUGAUGCAUCUGUUAAAAAGAAGGAUCUUGGAGAAUGUCUUGCUUACAGAGAAGCAGCCCUCUUAGCUUAUCAUGGUGGUUUCUCGGAGGUUAUUUUUGAAAGAGAUUCCUUGAUAGUGAUCCAAGCUAUUACUGGUCACAUUAGUCCUCUGUGCUUACAGGGUUUGAUCAAGGAUAUUAACGAUUUAUGUGUUUCUUUUUCUUCUAUCUCCUUUAACCAUGUUAAAAGGGAUGGAAAUCAUGCUGCCCACUCCUUAGCUUCUCAAACCAUCACCGAUUCAAAUUUUCAUUGUAAUUUGAUGGUUCAAAACUCCUUUGUCUUUGGCAAAAUGCCAAUUUGA